Molecule: messenger RNA, 654 nt
Organism: Lathyrus sativus (Indian pea)
Lineage: Eukaryota; Viridiplantae; Streptophyta; Magnoliopsida; Fabales; Fabaceae
Source: the annotation of a GenBank genome assembly
AUGGUCUUCAAAACUUUACAACUCAAUCUCGCAUCAGCAAAAGAUCUCAACAAAGUUAACCUCUUCUCCAGAAUGCAAGUCUACGCCGUCGUUUCAAUCUCUGGAAACCCGUUCAAUAAUCUAAAGACUAAAACACCCCUUGACAGAGAAGGAGGUACUAACCCCGCUUGGAAUUUCUCCGUUAAACUCCCUUUCAGUGAAGUGCUAGCUCACCAUAAUCGUUUGACUCUCGAGAUCAACCUUCGCUGUUCCGGCAGCCGCGCCAUCGAUAAAGAUGUCGGUAGCGUCCAAGUUCCUCUCGGUGAGCUUCUCAAACAAACCGGUGAUGGAAAAACCUUCCAACAUGUUAGUUACCAAGUUAGAAAACCGUCUGGAAAACCAAAAGGUUCUGUUAAUUUUUCCUACAAAAUCACUGAUCACGUGAACCAGAACGCGGAACCGGGUUAUCCUUCUCCGGCAGUGGGGUCUACUUCUUCGCCUUACCCUGUUGUGUAUCCUCCUCCUCAGUCACCGUCCUACAGUGAGUAUCAACAAACUCCAGCGGGUUACUUUUAUCCGCCACAUAACGGCCAUGUCUACCCGCCUCCAGACGCAGUACCGGUUGCAAUGAGACCUUUAGUUUUCUCUGUAUUACUAGCUUUUUUAUCUAUUUGA